AUGGACCACUCCUUCACAUACCCAUACCACCAUCCUCUGGCUCAGAUGCCAACUGACCAGCGAGAGCACGAGCACCAACAACCUCGUGUCUCGGUACAAACGGGACUUUACCAGAUGGUUCCCAGUGACAACAACCCCCACCCUUACCACCCCGGCCCCUCAGUCGAGAACUGGUCGGCAUUCAGAUCCAACCUGGCACCCGAAGCUUUGAUCUCACUUCAUCAGACAGGAUUUAGUACCCCGUGGGGCGCCACGCCUCAGCAAUAUGAUUUUGGUACUUCUUCUCUCACUGGCGUUACGGUGUCUGACACUUCUUAUCUCGCGUCCUUCUAUUCUUCCCCCCACGCCAACAUGCACCCACUAAACAACUCCCACGCGCCGAGACGCAGUGAACAUGAUAAUUCCACGAAUUGGCAAACCGCACCUACCACUACCUCUCUUUUAAGUCAGCGACACAUUGACAAUUCCCUUUCAUGCCCCGACACUCCUGAACAAUCCAGCCGUUCAAUGCGCGCAACACCUGCUUCACCACCUAUCUCGAUCUCCUCAAGUCAAUCCCCAAGUCACUCUCGUGACAGUGGCAGCAUGAGUCCUGCUCUUACUGUGCCCGAGGUUGAUACCAGCUCGCCGCGUAUUAGCCUCGGAGACUCCAGUGAUCAAGAUCAGAAUGGUGGACCGCCAUACUCCCGUCUUAUCUGGGAAGCUCUCAUGUCCACCGAGGAGAAGAUGUUGCCUCUUCAAGGCAUUUACCAGUGGUUCGAGAAGAACACGAACAAGGGCGGCAACGAGGAAUCGAAGGGAUGGCAGAAUAGCAUUCGACACAACCUUUCAAUGAACGCAGGAUUCGAAGCCAUCAAGGUCGAGACCCCAGGCAAGAAGCCAGCAAAUUACUGGCGCCUAACCAAGGAAGCUAUUCAAAACGGUGGUGUUCAAUCCACAACCCGGUAUCGCAAAAUGAGCGCCAAGAAGGCUCUAAGCUCAGAUCCCGACCCUCGUCGUCAGCGACCAGGGUCUCGGGGUGGAAAGAAGAUUCCUGGUGUUAUGCGCCACGCUAUCGAAGACCAGAAGGAGUCCUCUUACCCUUACCCUCGAUUGAUGUUACAUCAACGAAAUGUCCGACAGAACAGAUCUCCUCCCCUCCAGGCCCGAUCUCAGCCUCAACAUCUCCCUCAACCUCAGCCUCCCACCGAUAUCCAGCACUUCCAAAACUACAACAACCCAUCCAUGCCUACGCCAUCUGUUGGACUGCCGCAAUACGCGGAAUUAAACAUGCCGAAUGGGCUAUCAAAUGGUGCAUCCAAUGACCUACCCAAUGGUCAAGUACCAAAUGGCCUACCGAAUGACCUGCCUGAGAUGACCUACCACUGGCGACGUUUCGACCUCAGCAGCGUUAUUGGCACCACAACCCCUCCACCCAACAACAUGGUGUUCUGUGAUACAGCGGAAGGAGGCCCGGCAGUGCUGCAUUCGUCGGGCCCUGGGUUGGUAUAA
This is a messenger RNA of Penicillium subrubescens, 1491 nucleotides long. RefSeq lists its product as uncharacterized. The record is from RefSeq and is a predicted model, not a curated record. The transcript has 2 exons. Gene Ontology annotation, molecular function: RNA polymerase II cis-regulatory region sequence-specific DNA binding; DNA-binding transcription factor activity, RNA polymerase II-specific. NCBI's taxonomy places the organism in Eukaryota, Fungi, Ascomycota, Eurotiomycetes, Eurotiales, Aspergillaceae. Bases 1 to 1491 code for a protein of 496 amino acids. Gene Ontology annotation, biological process: regulation of transcription by RNA polymerase II.